Molecule: messenger RNA, 789 nt
Organism: Miscanthus lutarioriparius
Lineage: Eukaryota; Viridiplantae; Streptophyta; Magnoliopsida; Poales; Poaceae
Source: the annotation of a GenBank genome assembly
AUGGCGUUGCAGCACGCCAGUCCAGCUAGCUCCACACUGACCACCGGCCGUCAUGGCCGGAGCUCCGCAGCCGUCCUACGUCGGCCACCGACGGAUUCCGGCAGCCGUCUGAGGGUGCACGCGCAGAAGCCCGCCGCGGGAUCCCGUGGUGGCGCGGGAGCCGAGACGACCGCGACGUCGUCCUCGUCCCUCUCGGAGAAUGCCGUCCUCAAGGCCGCCUGGUACGGCUCCGAGCUCCUCGGCAUCGCCGCGUCGCUGUUCCGGCCCGCGCCGUCGUCUCCGGAGGGGGACGCUGGCGGUGGCGGUGACGUGGAGGGAGGCGCGGCGGCGGGGGCGGCCCAGUACCGCGCGGGAGUGGUCGACGCCGUCAAGGCGGACUUCGCGCGGUCCUACUUCGUCACAGGGGAUCUCACGCUGAGAGCUUACGAGGAGGACUGCGAGUUCGCCGAUCCGGCGGGCUCGUUCAGAGGCCUGCGGCGAUUCAAACGGAACUGCACCAAUUUUGGGUCUCUGCUCGAGAAAUCGAACAUGAAGCUCACCAAAUGGGAGGAUCUGGAGGACAAGUCGAUCGGGCACUGGCGUUUCAGCUGCGUCAUGUCGUUCCCGUGGAGGCCUAUCCUGUCAGCAACCGGAAGUGCUUUGCUUCGAAUGUUCACCUCAUUGCGAAUUGCAACUCUUCGAAUGUUCACCUCAUUGCGAAUUGCAACUCUUCGAAUGUUCACCUCAUUGCGAAUUGCAACUCUUCGAAUGUUUACCUCAUUGCGAAUUGCGGUGAUGAAUUAUGAAUAA